CAGAAAGAACUGUACUCAGCAUGUAGUAUCUUCAUGUGUGUCCUGUGUUUGUAGGAGGAUCCAGCAGUGUUUCUACCAGGAUCCACUACAUAGAAUCUAUCACAUCAACACUGUGUGUCAUUAUAUCAUAUACACUACAUGAUGUUAUAUUUGUUCCACAGAGUUCAGAGAUCAGAGGCUCCCAUUGGUCAGUCUGCCCAGCAGCAUCAAACACAGCUGGACUCCAUAUUGAUGCUGCUCCAGGAGAACAUCAUCAGUUUUGUAAAGACCGAGCUGAAGGAGAUCGAGAGAGCUCUGAGUCCAGAUUACCCAGAAUGCUCAGAGAGUCAGAGGGAGGAUGAGGAUGAAGAGCAGAGGAGGAGCAGAGAGGCCUUUCUGGAGAUCACUCUGCACUUCCUGAGGAGAAUGAAGCAGGAGGAGCUGGCUGACUGUCUGCAGAGCAAGUGCAGACGUAAACUGAAGUCUCACCUGAAGGAGAAGUUCCAGUGUGUGUUUGAGGGGAUCGCUAAAGCAGGAAACCCAACCCUUCUGAACCAGAUCUACACAGAGCUCUACAUCACAGAGGGAGGGACUGGAGAGGUCAAUGAUGAACAUGAGGUCAGACAGAUUGAAGUAGCAUCCAGGACCCCACACAGACCAGAGACCACCAUCAGACAAGAAGACAUCUUUAAAGGCCCACCUGGAAGAGAUCAACCAAUCAGAGCAGUGCUGACAAAGGGAGUGGCUGGCAUCGGGAAAACAGUCUUAACACAGAAGUUCACUCUGGACUGGGCUGAAGACAAAGACCACCAGGACAUCCAGUUCACAUUCCCCUUCACUUUCAGAGAGCUGAAUGUGCUGAGAGAGAGAAAGUUCAGCUUGGUGGAACUUGUUCAUCACUUCUUUACUCAGACCAGAGAAGCAGGACUCUGCAGGUUUGAAGAGUUCCAGGUUUUGUUCAUCUUUGACGGUCUGGAUGAAUGUCGACUUCCUCUGGACUUCCACAACAAUCAGAUCCUGACUGAUGUUACAGAGUCCACCUCAGUGGAUGUGCUGCUGACAAACCUCAUCAGGGGGAACCUGCUCCCCUCUGCUCGCCUCUGGAUCACCACACGACCUGCAGCAGCCAAUCAGAUCCCUCCUGAGUGUGUUGACAUGGUGACAGAGGUCAGAGGGUUCACUGAUCCUCAGAAGGAGGAGUACUUCAGGAAGAGAUCCAGAGACCAGGAGCAGGCCAGCAGAAUCAUCUCCCACAUCAAGACAUCCCGAAGCCUCCACAUCAUGUGCCACAUCCCGGUCUUCUGCUGGAUCACUGCUACAGUUCUGGAGGAUGUGCUGAAGACCAGAGAGGGAGGGGAGCUGCCCAGGACCCUGACUCAGAUGUAUAUCCACUUCCUGGUGGUCCAGUCCAAACUGAAUAGCACCAAAUAUGAUGGAGGAGCUGAGACUAAUCCACUCUGGAGUCCAGAGAGCAGGGAGAUGAUCCAGUCUCUGGGAAAACUGGCUUUUGAUCAGCUGCAGAAAGGAAACCUGAUCUUCUAUGAGUCCGACCUGACAGAGUGUGGCAUCAAGAUCAAGGAAGCCUCAGUGUACUCAGGAGUGUUCACACAGAUCUUCAGAGAGGAGAGAGGACUGUACCAGGACCAGGUGUUCUGCUUCAUCCACCUGAGCGUUCAGGAGUUUCUGGCUGCUCUUCAUGUUCAUCUGACCUUCAGCAACUCUGGACUCAACCUGAUGGAAGAACAACCAAGGUCCCCGAUCUCUAGAAUCUUUAGAGACAAACCUAAACUGAACCGUCUCCAUCAGAGUGCUGUGGACCAGGCCUUACAGAGUCCGAACGGACAUCUGGAUUUGUUCCUGCGCUUCCUCCUGGGUCUUUCACUGCCGACCAAUCAGACUCUCCUGAGAGGUCUGCUGACACAGACAGGAAGUACCUCACAGACCAAUCAGAAAACAGUCCAGUACAUCAAGAUGAAGAUCAGUAAGGAUCUGUCUGCAGAGAGAAGCAUCAACCUGUUCCACUGUCUGAAUGAACUGAAGGACCGGUCUCUAGAGGAGCAGAUCCAACAGUCCCUGAGAUCAGGACUUCUCUCCACAAAGAAACUGUCACCUGCUCAGUGGUCAGCUCUGGUCUUCAUCUUACUGUCCUCAGAGAAAGAUCUAGACGUGUUUGACCUGAAAGAAUACUCUGCUUCAGAGGAGGCUCAACUGAGGCUGCUGCCAGUGAUCAAAGCCUCCAACAAAGCUGUGCUGAGUGGAUGUAACCUGUCAGAGAGAAGCUGUGAAGCUCUGUCCUCAGUCCUCAGCUCACAGUCCUCCAGCAUGAGAGAGCUGGACCUGAGUAACAACCACCUGCAGGAUUCAGGAGUGAAGAAGCUGUCUGCUGGAAUGAGGAGUCCUCACUGUAAACUGGAAACUCUCAGUCUGUCAGGAUGUCUGAUCACAGUGGAAGGCUGUGCUUUUCUGGCCUCAGCUCUGAGCUCCCAGUCCUCCAGUGUAAGAGAGCUUGACCUGAGUAACAACGACCUGCAGGAUUCAGGAGUGAAGAAGCUGUCUGCUGGACUGAGGAGUCCUCACUGGAAACUGGAAACUCUCAGGUCAGGUUUCUGCUCAUUAUGCUUCAGGUUUUUAGAAAUAGUGAGAAUCAGUAGACAUUUAUUUACUGCAUUAAUCGUUUCUAACUCCAGUCUGUCAGGAUGUCUGAUCACAGUGGAAGGCUGUGCUUCUCUGGCCUCAGCUCUGACCUCCAACCCCUCCCACAUGAGAGAGCUGGACCUGAGCUACAACCAUCCAGGAGACUCAGGAGUGAAUCUGCUAUCUGCUGGACUGGUUGAUCCGCUCUGCAGACUGGAUACACUGAGGGUGGACCAUGGUGGAGAGCAGUGGUUAAAACCUGGACUGAAGAAGUAUGUCUGUGAACUCACUCUGGACUCAAACACAGCACACAGAUACCUCAGACUGUCUGAAAACAACAGGAAGGUGACAUGGGUGGGAGAGGAUCGGCCAUAUCUUGAUCAUCCAGACAGAUUUGACUCCUGGAAACAGCUGCUGUGCAGAGAUGGUCUGACUGGUCGCUGUUACUGGGAGGUCGAGUGGAGAGGAAGGGUUCAUAUAUCAGUGAGUUACAGAGGAAUCAGAAGGAAAGGAAACAGUCCUGACUGUGAGUUUGGAUUUAAUGAUCAGUCCUGGAGUCUGUUCUGCUCUGAUAAACGUUACUAUGUCCGUCACAAUAACAGAGAAACAGUCCUCCGUCUCUCCUCGUCCUCUGUCUCUCACAGAGUAGCAGUGUAUGUGGACUGUCCUGCUGGCACUCUGUCCUUCUACAGAGUCUCCUCUGACUCUCUGAUCCACCUCCACACCUUCAGAACCUCCUUCACUGAACCUCUGUAUCCUGGGUUUAGGUUGUCUUCUGGUUCCUCAGUGCGUGUGUGUUCUGUGUAGCAGGGAGAGUCUCCUCCUCUCUACACACACACACACACACACACACAAACACACACACACACCCUUCAGCUGAUAAUGUGACUGUGUCUGUCUCAGCAGUAUGAAUGUCUGUUAAUAAAGAGCAGGACUCAAUGGAAA
Notolabrus celidotus (New Zealand spotty) is the source of this 3558-nucleotide messenger RNA. RefSeq names its product NLR family CARD domain-containing protein 3-like. Lineage: Eukaryota; Metazoa; Chordata; Actinopteri; Labriformes; Labridae. Gene Ontology annotation, molecular function: protein binding. The record is from RefSeq and is a predicted model, not a curated record.